AUGUCUCAGCGUCCUGGCUUCUCGCGAGUCGAUACAGACAGAGCUGGAGACCCUGCGCCUGAUUCGUCUAGAACCUAUGAGCUCAAGGACUUCGGCGACGAGUCCAAGGGUGGUUUCCAAGCCACCGACGAAGCCUUCGAGCCUAACGAACACGACUUUAAGCCGCCUCCAGAGUACGAUGGAGUUCGCGAGGGCGCUCAGGUCACCGACAAGGUCGAAACGGCGGCUGAUCUCGUCACCAAGGUCAUCCAUAUCGAGGACGAUCCAACCGUCAAUUGCUUGACUUUCCGAACAUUCUUCAUUGGUCUUGGCCUCUCCGCCUUUGGUUCCGUUCUGCAGGAAAUCUUCUACUUCAAGCCUCAGACGAUCUUCGUGUCCCUCAUCUUCUUGACGGUGUGGGCUUACGUUAUUGGCGACUUCAUGGCAUUGGUGAUUCCACGAAAGGGCGCGAUUGGGCGAUUCCUGAACCCUCACCCAUUCAACUCGAAAGAGCAUGCUGCUAUUACUAUAAUGGCAUCGGCUGCCGCCCAGUCAGCGUUGGCAACGGAGGCUUUGGCCGCACAAGAGCUCUUCUAUGGUGGUUAUCCAUCCAAGGCGGCUGGUAUCUUUGCGACUUUGGCGUCGCAGUUGAUCGGAUUUGGUGUCGCUGGUCUGCUCCGUGAAGUUAUCGUUCACCCAACGAAGAUGAUCUGGCCUAUGACUCUGCCCGUGUCCAACCUGCUCGAAACCAUCCAUCGUGACCGGACUGAGACCAAACGCAAGAUGCGGAUCUGGUAUAUGAUCUUCUUCGCCAUCUUCUUUUGGGAGCUUCUGCCCGAGUACAUCUUCACGACUUUGAUUGGAAUCUCUGUGUUCUGUUUGGCAGAUCAGCACAACCUGUUCUUCACAAACUUCUUCGGUGGCGCAACGGGCAACGAAGGUCUUGGUGUACUCAACAUGAGCUUCGAUUGGAACUAUAUUGCUCCUUUCUUCAGCCCUCUGUGGUAUCCAUUGUCGAGUACAGUCAAUACCAUGCUCGGGAUCAUUGGGUGUUAUGCAUUAUUCACAGGGGUGUACUACAACAAUAUCUGGGAGGCCAAGAGCAUGCCGUUCCUGUCGCAAGAGCUUUUCAACCUCACUGCCUCUAACACGACCUACUUCUCCGUCUACAACCAGAGCUUGAUCUUGACCGAUAAUUUCGAGAUUGACUUCGCCGCUCUAGAAGUCCAAGGUGUCCCCUAUCUCACCGCCACCUAUGUCGCCUAUAUCCUCACCACCAACAUGGGACUUACGGCCACCAUUACAUACAUGCUCUUGUGGAACUGGGAUGAUCUGAAGUACGCAUGGGCUUGGGCUCAUCCGUCCAGCCUCCGAAGGAUCUUCCAGAAGGACAACCUCAUGUUCUGGCGCAACCAAGAGACUCCGGCAGAACGAAGCGCACGCAAGCAGAGCGAUCCUAACCUUGACCCCCAUUACAAGCUCAUGCUUCGCAAUGGGUAUAAAGAAGUGCCACUCUGGUGGUGGGCUGCUGUCCUUGUGGGCUCCUGGGUCGUUGGACUUGGUUGCAUGUAUGCUCUUGAGUCGACCUUACCGUGGUGGGGGUUCCUAAUCGCUACUGUCUUCACCUUCAUCUUCACCCUGUUCUUCGGCGCUCAGUACGGUAUGACUGGCUUUGGCUUCAAUCUUCAGCCGAUUUGCCAGAUGCUGGCAGGAUACAUGUUCCCUGGUCGACCUCUUGCCAAUUUCUGGUUCACCUGCUUCACCUACAACGCGACUAACGAAGCGCAAGUCCUCGCCAAGGAUCUCCGCCUUGCGCAGUACACGCACUUGCCUCCUCGUAUCACUUUCGGUCUCCAGAUCCUCGGAUGUCUCGUCGGUGCUCUUUUGAAUUGGGUCAUGAUGAUCACCAUUGUCGACGCUCAGAGGGGCUUAUUGACAGCCAUCCAAGGCUCCUCGAUCUGGUCCGGACAGAACAUCCAGAUCUUCAACUCGGCUGCCAUCACAUGGGCUAUGGCACCUAAGCUGUACAGUAUUGGGCAGCGUUACCAAUGGUGCACCAUCGUCUUCCUGGUUGGCUUCCUGGUUCCCCUACCGAUGUACGCUAUGUACAGAUGGCGAGGCAACAAGAAACUCUGGAGCUACAUCAACCCCUCGAUUAUUCUAUGGUUCAUGGGUAACUUGUUCGUGGGCAUCAACGCUGGCUUCACGACCUUCUUCAUGAUCGCGUUCACCUUCCAAUGGUAUCUCAGGAAGUACCAUCCCAAGUUCUUUGUGGAGUGGAACUACCUCAUCUCAGCCGCUCUCGAUGGUGGUACCCAGAUCAUGAUCUUCAUCCUGACAUUCGCCGUUGCUGGUGGCAGUGGUGUGGCUCAUCCAUUCCCUACAUGGGCUGGAAAUCCCGAUCUUUCUGUCACCAACACAGACCAUUGCAUGGUCAACCCUGGUAACAUUGGGUGA
Recurvomyces mirabilis is the source of this 2436-nucleotide messenger RNA. RefSeq lists its product as uncharacterized. The coding region runs from base 1 to 2436 and encodes 811 amino acids. Gene Ontology annotation, molecular function: oligopeptide transmembrane transporter activity. Gene Ontology annotation, biological process: transmembrane transport. Gene Ontology annotation, cellular component: plasma membrane. NCBI's taxonomy places the organism in Eukaryota, Fungi, Ascomycota, Dothideomycetes, Mycosphaerellales, Teratosphaeriaceae. The transcript has 15 exons. The record is from RefSeq and is a predicted model, not a curated record.